This is a messenger RNA of Porites evermanni, 446 nucleotides long. The record is from the annotation of a GenBank genome assembly. Lineage: Eukaryota; Metazoa; Cnidaria; Anthozoa; Scleractinia; Poritidae.
AUGGCGGAAGACGCGGAGAGCGAUAUUGCUAUUCGUUUUGUCAACGAAAACGACUACAGAGAGAUUUCUGCUAAAGCUGUGUCAGCGAAACGGAAAUUAAAAAGAAUCGCUCUUCCUCGACGUCGUAGCAAUGCUUAGAAACAAGCCAUUCGAGCGAUGCUGAGAGUUCUAGCGAAGAAGAUGAAAAAAUCAGUGCAAGCGAGGAGGAAGAUGUAACCGAAACGGAGAGUGCCAAUGAAAUACAGGAAAACGUAGAAAGCUCCUAUUCCGAUGAUAGUUCAGCAGAUGAGGGGAAGGGGAGGAAAAGUGCAGGGAAGCCUAAACCUGCGCCUUCGCCAGGAGUUCGAUCGUCACCAAAUCAAGCAAAAAGGCGCCGAAGAAAUCAAAUAAACGGAACAAGAGUCUUUCGGAAGAAGAGAUGGUGCGAUUCCCUUUUCCCAGGUUAG